Molecule: messenger RNA, 2074 nt
Organism: Dunckerocampus dactyliophorus (ringed pipefish)
Lineage: Eukaryota; Metazoa; Chordata; Actinopteri; Syngnathiformes; Syngnathidae
Gene: dnaja2a
Product: DnaJ heat shock protein family (Hsp40) member A2a
Exons: 9
Coding region: 81-1322 (413 amino acids)
Biological process (GO): response to heat; protein refolding
Cellular component (GO): cytoplasm; cytosol
Molecular function (GO): Hsp70 protein binding; ATP binding
Source: RefSeq, a predicted model, not a curated record
GAAGGCGAGCAAAACAUUUUCCACCGGCUCGGUCUUUGUCCGUCCACCUUCCCCGCUGAAGCAACAUCCGCAGCGACGCCAUGGCUAAUGUUGUUGAUACAAAGCUCUACGACAUCCUCGGCGUGUCUCCGUCUGCAUCCGAGAACGAACUGAAGAAGGCAUACAGGAAGCUGGCCAAAGAGUACCACCCUGACAAGAACCCAAACGCUGGCGACAAGUUCAAAGAAAUUAGCUUCGCCUACGAGGUGCUGACCAACCCUGAGAAGAAGGAGCUGUACGACCGCUAUGGCGAGCAGGGCCUGCGGGAAGGCGGCGGUGGCGGCCCCGGCAUGGACGACAUCUUCUCCCACAUCUUCGGCGGCGGACUCUUUGGCUUCAUGGGAGGCCAGAGCAGCCGCUCCCGUAAUGGAGGGCGAAGGAGAGGGGAGGACAUGGUGCAUCCACUCAAAGUGUCACUGGAGGACCUUUACAACGGGAAGACGACCAAACUACAACUCAGCAAGAAUGUACUUUGUAGCACUUGUAACGGACAGGGCGGCAAGACAGGCGCCGAACAAAAAUGUAGCGCGUGUCGAGGGCGUGGCAUGCGCAUCAUGAUCAGGCAGCUGGCACCAGGCAUGGUCCAACAGAUGCAGUCCGUGUGCACAGACUGUAACGGCGAAGGCGAGGUCAUCAGCGAGAAAGACCGCUGCAAGAAAUGCGAAGGCAAGAAGGUGGUGAAGGAGGUGAAGAUCCUAGAGGUGCACGUGGACAAAGGCAUGAAGCACGGCCAGAAAAUCACCUUUGGCGGCGAGGCGGACCAGGCGCCCGGAGUGGAGCCGGGUGACAUCGUCCUCGUCCUGCAGGAAAAAGAGCACGAGACGUUCAGGCGAGACGGCAACGACCUGUUCAUGACCCACAAGAUCGGUCUAGUGGAGGCGCUGUGCGGCUUCCAGUUCAUGCUGAAGCAUUUAGACGGCAGACAGAUUGUAGUCAAGUACCCGGCGGGGAAGGUCAUUGAGCCAGGCUCGGUGAGGGUAGUACGAGGGGAGGGCAUGCCUCAGUACCGAAACCCCUUUGAGAAAGGAGACUUGUACGUCAAAUUUGAUGUCCAGUUCCCAAGCAGCAACUGGAUCAGUUCGGAGAAACUGACGGAGCUGGAGGACAUGCUGCCGUCGCGGUCGGAGGCGCCCAUCAUCACGGGCGACACAGAGGAGGUGGACCUGCAGGACUACGACGUCAGCCAGGGCUCCACGUCGGGCGGGCGCAGGGAAGCCUACAACGACAGCUCCGACGAGGAGGGCGGCCACCACGGGCCGGGGGUCCAGUGCGCCCACCAGUAGUCUUGUCUCUCACACUCACAUCAACCGCACACGCACACCCCUGGGGGUGUUUGGGCAGCAGCGGCAGGGGGCAAUGUAAGAUUAUCAGAGUAAAGAAAGGGCGCUAGGAUGGAACGACGUGGGGGGGGCUUGCACCAGUGCAGCUGCACGACAUGCAAACAUUACGGGACUUGAUCAGGAUGGAGUGAUAUUUAUAAAUACAGUAGGCGGCUGCCCCGCUGCAAACCUGCUGUACUGAUCCCGUGUUCUUCCCACCCCUUUCUAAAAUAUCCACUAUUUCCUUUAAGGGGAGGAACACCGGAUCACCUGUGCAGAAGAAUGUCUUGUUUGCCGAGUGUGUGACAUCAUUUUUUGUUUUUCUAUAGGAUUUACAAUAAUUUAAAAACUAACAUGUGCAUACUUCACAUCUUCAUCCACAUGGCGACACUUCUGGGACGUUUCUGAUUUUUACAACUUUAUUUUCUUUCUAGGUUUUUCCUUUUUUUCUCUCUCUCCCGCCACUCCUCUCCCUUUCCUUCCCUUCUAUAUAUUUUUAAAUCCAAACAAUAUGUUGUUGUGUAUUUCAUUCAGCUGGUUGUUGUUGAGCUUUUUGUCAGCGCCUGUAUUGAAAGCGGUGUGAUUUUUAAAAACGAAACUCAUGACGUACAGUACAUACACAAAAUUCUGAUUUAAAGAAAAAUAGCCUGCAUCUGUGCUGAGACCAUGUGCAUGUAAAAAAAGUUUUUGUUCGUGCUCUGUACAGCAGUCACAUG